Echinostoma caproni is the source of this 249-nucleotide messenger RNA. The record is from the annotation of a GenBank genome assembly. Lineage: Eukaryota; Metazoa; Platyhelminthes; Trematoda; Plagiorchiida; Echinostomatidae.
AUGCAGAGCCUGUUACCAUCCUGUUUGGCCAGCUACCAACAACUAACCAAAAUCAACUGCAAAGUAUCUAUUGCCAAAGACUGCUUACCGGAAUCUUCGGCCGGAGGCGUGGAGCUAUCCAGUCGUGAUGGACGAAUUAAGGUGAUCAAUACGCUGGAGAGUCGUUUGGAUCAAAUCAGUGAGCAAAUGAUGCCACAAUUGCGCGAGAUUUUGUUCGGUGUGAAUGACAACAGAAAGUUCCGUGACUAA